Andrographis paniculata is the source of this 2804-nucleotide messenger RNA. RefSeq names its product protein STRUBBELIG-RECEPTOR FAMILY 3-like. Lineage: Eukaryota; Viridiplantae; Streptophyta; Magnoliopsida; Lamiales; Acanthaceae. The record is from RefSeq and is a predicted model, not a curated record. Gene Ontology annotation, molecular function: ATP binding; receptor serine/threonine kinase binding; protein kinase activity. Gene Ontology annotation, biological process: protein phosphorylation. The transcript is spliced from 16 exons. Bases 416 to 2581 code for a protein of 721 amino acids.
UUAUCUUCUGGGCUGCAUCCAUCUCAAACAAAGCCGCAAUCUUUUCUUAUUUUAAUUUUUAUAGCUCCUGUGGAUAUACACAAAUAAUCCUUACACAAAAUUGUCUGCAGUUUCUUCCUAAUUGUGGUUUGGACAUCGCAGUCGUUCAUUAGCUUUGCCUGAAAUUUGAGGAAAAAAAAGGGAAAAGAGAAAGGGGCAUUUGAAUAUUCUGUAAUAUUUGUUUCUGGUAAAAGGCGUCGUCUUGAAGGCUGAGGCCUUUUGAAUUCCCCACUAAAUUUAUACUUGGGGGUUGCGCUUAGUUGCUUGGUUGCUUUUCUUCGCUGUUUUUGCUUUAGCCAAAGCGUGGGUUUAUCUGUUUGUCCGUUCAUUUCUUGAUUUUUGAUUUUGAUUUGGAUACUCUGUAAUAAUUCCGUCGAUGAUGGCGUGUUUGAGAUGGAGAGUUCUUAUGCCUGUAGUUUGUCUUCUGGUUGCUUUAUGUUCUUCUUCUUCCUGGGGAUUAACAGACCCUCGUGAUGUUUAUGCAAUAACUCAGCUGUAUGCUUUCCUCGGCUCGCCAUUGCUGCCCGGAUGGAUCCCCGGCGGCGACCCCUGUGGGCCGCCGAGCUGGCAGGGGGUCGAGUGCGUGAAUGAGAACAUAACUGCUGUAAAGCUAAGUGGUGCAAAUUUGGGAGGUGUGUUGCCUGAAGAUUUGGGAUCAUUUGCCUCGAUUAUCUUGAUUGAUUUGAGUAACAAUCACAUUGAAGGCAGUUUGCCGACAGUUUUGCCGAUCACUCUAAGGAGCUUGUUUCUUUCGAGUAAUAACUUCACGGGGCGCAUCCCCGAUACUCUGUCCUCAUUAGCCCAGCUGACCGAUUUGUCGCUGAAUCACAAUCAGCUCAUCGGGCCGAUACCUGAUUCAUUUCUACCGCUUACUAAUUUGAUUAACAUGGACUUAUCCAACAACGACUUGACCGGAGCGCUUCCUUCCUCGAUGGGGAAUUUGACUGCUCUUACCACAUUACAUUUGCAGGACAAUCAGCUCUCAGGAUUGCUUGAUGUUCUUCAAGAUCUUCCUCUUACAGAGCUGAACAUAGAAAAUAACCUUUUUUCCGGACCAAUACCCGACAAGCUGCUAAGUAUUCCCAGCUUCAGAAAAGAUGGGAAUCCUUUUAACACUACCGUAUUACCGUCGCCGCCGGCCUUAUCUCCUUCAUCCCCUUCCGUUGCUCCUUCGCCUCAUUCAGGAGCUGAUAUUCCUCAUUCUCCACCAUCUUCAUUCCCGGAUUCGGGAAACAAAACGAGCAAGAAAGUCGUUGCAAAUAAAUUCGUGUGGAUUAGUAUUGCAGGCUUGCUUGUAAUUGUGCUCGUUUUGGUAUCGUGUCUCUGCAUUCAUAGAUGCUGUAAGGCAGCUGUAACCAGCGACAACGAUAAGAGGGUCGAAACAACUGACGCCCCACCAAAGACAAUGCCGAAGCAAAACCCGUUAUACCAAGCGAAGAAAGCUACGGAGAAAUCGAGCUCUGAGCCCGUGAUUGGUAGUCGGGCGAAGAACACCGUUCUAAAUCCGGGGAAAGAUCACAAUAUCGACAUGACAAUGUUGGAUGUUGCAAACCCGCCUCGUGCUCGACCCCUCCCGCUUGUUCCGUCUGAAAGGAUCGUUGCUAAUCCUACCUUUUCGCCUUUAACAUUGGGGGAAAAUUCGUCGAAGAUGAUCGAAACUGCCAAGUUCUUUACUAUUGCAUCUCUUCAGCAAUACACAGACAGCUUUUCUCAAGAGAAUCUCAUCGGGAAAGGCACGCUUGGCGCGGUGUAUAGCGCUCGCCUUCCCGAUGGAAAGGUUUUAGCUGUCAAGAAACUGGAUAAUGCUGCUUCGGGGCAUCUUAGCGAUAGCGAAUUCCUUGAGCUGGUGUCGCGAAUCUCCCGAUUCAAACAUGAAAACAUACUCGAACUUGUCGGCUAUUGCCUCGAGCACAGACAACGCCUCCUUGUCUACAAUUUUUGCAGGAAUGGGACGCUUGACGAUGCGCUGAACUGCGAUGACGAGAUCAAUAAGAGGCUUUCCUGGAAUGCCCGUCUUCGCUUGGCUCUUCAAGCUGCGAAAGCUCUCGAAUACCUACACGAGGUGUGCCGGCCACCGGUCGUGCACCAGAACUUCAAGUCGUGUAAUGUCCUGCUCGAAGAUGAUCUCACCGUACGGAUUUCCGAUUGCGGACUUGCUCCUUUGCUGCCACCGUACUCCAUGGCUCAGCUGCAAGGUUCGGGUUAUGGCGCUCCUGAACUCGAGCAGGGGAGUUAUUCAUUGCAGAGUGAUGUUUAUAGUUUCGGAGUUGUCAUGCUGCAGCUCAUAACGGGUCGGAAAUCUCUCGACAGGUCUCGUCCACGAUCAGAGCAGAAUCUUGCGAGAUGGGCGUUCUUGCAGCUGCACGAUAUCGACUCACUGUCGAGAAUGGUUGAUCCUUCACUCAACGGCACGUAUUCGUCGAUGUCCCUAUCACGAGUUGCAGACAUAAUCUCUAUGUGUAUUCAGCCUCAGGCUGAAUUCAGACCACCAAUGUCCGAGAUUGUCCAGAAGCUUUUACAAAUGGUCCAGAGAGAUUCCUGACCACAUAAGACAUUGCAAAGAAAACAGCCAUGGAUUUGUUAUCAUCUAUUCAGAAUUCUGUUUCUUCCAAAUUUCAGAACAAUUUUAUGACUGCAGUUGUUCUGUGUAUUAUAUUUUUGCCUUUCUUCUUCAGAUGUUAAAACCAGUUCAUUUGUAAGCAUUGUUUUGUAUAAAGAACUUCUGUUCUUUUUUGUGUCACUCCAGAAAUAACUUCUGCUCAAAA